Molecule: messenger RNA, 1878 nt
Organism: Neurospora tetrasperma FGSC 2508
Lineage: Eukaryota; Fungi; Ascomycota; Sordariomycetes; Sordariales; Sordariaceae
Exons: 2
Coding region: 1-1878 (625 amino acids)
Source: RefSeq, a predicted model, not a curated record
AUGAGUCCGUGGUUUUCCCCCACCAAGGUUCUCUUCUCCUACGACCACAACACUACCAUACUCUCGGAGUAUAUCAAGUCAAAGCAAGCGAUGGGGUUCAGCAAGCGAACGGAUUCCUACAGACCGAGGGAACGCCAGAACAGCAGCAGUCGUGACUCGUCUCGCCCUGCAGGUGGUGGAUCUCGAUCCAGAAAUCGACGCAGAUCUAACUCUCAGCAAGCAUCCCCUCCAAGAGGCCCUGCAGCGAGUCGCCCAUGGAAUCACAGUGGACGAAACUUCUCUGCUCCUGAUUGGGGUUACCACCGAAAUGAUGCGUCUCGUUAUGGAGAUCAACGUGGUAAAGAAGCAUCUUCCAAAGCAUUAGGAGAAAUCACCAAUCGGUCUCCCCUUCCAAGCCCCAGGGCCAGGCCUGGUCGGAGUAGGUCGCCCGAUGAUGAUGAUGACGAUGAAGAUUCACUUUUCGUAAGCGAUGGUCCAGGUCCUGAGUUUUUCGAGGACUACGCUGAGCCCGAGCCCGAGCCUCUUCCUCGCCCACGGCCGACAAUGCGACAAAUGGAAAAUCAGGAUGGACAGUCAGAGUUUCCGGACGCUUUUCACAGGCGUCCAAACCCAAUCUCAGCCUCACGUAUAGCUUCUGGCAUGUAUUUCCAAGCUAGAGGAAAGCCAAUUUUACCGCCCUUGACGGCCAAACCCAAUUCUUCCCAGACCGGGGAAAACGUCCUCAAGCCUCGAUACAUAUCGACCACCAACAUUCCAAUUGAGACACCAACCACCCAACUAAAGGCUGCUUCAAAGAAGCCCGUUAACGCCCUGUCGAAGCCGAGCGCUUCAUCUAAACCGAUUUCCCCGAAGACUGCUGCUUCAUUGACGUCUGGCACUGGCAUGCCUCUCAAGCCCCCUGUUCCCCUCAAUGCAGACAAUGACUCUAGCAGUUCCGCCCCUCAAGUCCCCAGUACCUUGGCCGUUGAAAAGGAGCCAAGUCUUUUUUCUCCAUUUUCCUUCCCGAGCAAAAGGAAAACCUCAGGAGGCGACAAAUCCGUAUAUCAGGAGCCACAGCAGAGCGUUCAUCGCCCUACUCUACCCUCGACAUUUGAUUCACUGCUUUCCAACAAAUCCAGGCCCGAGAACAAACGUGACCCCAAGUCCGACCCAGCAUCAACUCGCUCUAUCCAGAAACGCAAAGUAGGCGACCUGUUUUCCGCCGCCGAUCUCAAGAUCAUCUGGAAGCAGUGCUUCGAGCAGCGUCAACCCCCCGACCAAUCUCGCCUCGGUCACUUCGCACUUCCUAUUCCCUCAGACUCACUUCAUCUCGUUUCUCCCGCGCAGCUGGAGCGAGCCAAGCGAUACUUCGUUCCUGACAUUGUCCGAUUUGAGGUGACGCCGCUGCAGCUCGGAAAGAAGAACUCACGAUCAACUCAAGUCACUUCGAGACUGCCUCACUUAGAUCCUACUCAAAUCGUGGGCCACGAGACUAGUACUCCCGCCUAUCACAAGCUGCAGCUUCGACCUUCCACAUCCCAAACGGACGGUCUCGCCUGGCCUGUCUUAAGAGCCAUGCAAGUCGGCUGGGAGUUGACCGCACGAUGGUACAAGGAAGUCAUUGUCGACGGGGGAUGGGUCAGUCUGGGUCGUCUUGACCGCGAGGACACCGUCAUGUCGGAUGCCAUGGACAUCGAUGGCGAGAACGAGAAUGACAAGGUCAUCACCUCUCGGAACAGCAAAAACCCCAUCGGUACAGGGCUCGGUGACUUUGUCGCUAAUGAGCUGAAGAAGAAUGUGGUGAAGACCAAGCACAGCCGCGACGAACCUGAGGGUUCUUUGAAUGUCGAUCGCGAGAUUGGACGCUGGCUUGAUCACGUUUGGGGGGAGCAGGAUUAA